This is a messenger RNA of Alternaria rosae, 1505 nucleotides long. RefSeq lists its product as uncharacterized. NCBI's taxonomy places the organism in Eukaryota, Fungi, Ascomycota, Dothideomycetes, Pleosporales, Pleosporaceae. The record is from RefSeq and is a predicted model, not a curated record. Bases 347 to 1417 code for a protein of 356 amino acids. The transcript is spliced from 2 exons.
AGCGCCUUCACUCUGCCACCUCCAGCAAUUCCCCGUUUCCCGCCCUACAUUGUUAGCCUCGACGCCGAGUCGAUGUGAAAGUGUAGCACGUGAACCAACCCAACCCCCCAAACUGCGCCGCCCGUGUCAAGUGGGCGAUUCGGCGGUUGCACUCGACGGUUGAGUAGCUCCCGAAGCGGAUCAAGACCUCUACCUGGCCUCUUCUCGCAACGCCAUCGAAACCGUUGAGCAGAGCAGCCGGUGCGACGCGUCAAUUUCACACGUUACGACGCCCGGGCUAAGACAAAAUCAAUUACCUUAGUCACCACCGCACCCUCGAAGCGUUGCAUACCACACGUCUUGCAUCAUGGAGCCGUGGAUGAGCUGGGUCGUGUUCCUGGCCAUUGGAGGCGCCGCCUACUGGUACUACAUGCACCAGGGCAACACGGCGGAUACCCGAGGACGCUCAACCACGGGCAAGUCGACGACCAACUCGCUCAAGGACGCGGUCGGUUGGGACGCCCCGGAGAAGAAGCCCAAGGCACAGAAGGCUGCAAAGCCCAAGGCCCCUCGCAAGUCGGUCAAGACGGCCGUUCAGGAUGUCGGCAACAAGGCCGCCGCUACCAUCUCACAAGCCGCACCCAAGCAGGCUGCCGACGACAGCGCCGUCGAGCCCCCCGCCGCCUACACCAACAAGGCCCCGAGCGGCAAGGACGUCUCCGACAUGCUCGGUGAGCGCGCCGCCUCGCCUGCUGUCAUGAGCAUCAAGCCCUCCGAGAAGCCAGCCAAGUCAGUCAAGGCUCAGACACAAAAGGCCGAGGUUGCGACCGAGUCCAAGAAGCAGCGCCAGAACAGGAAGAAGGUCGAGGAAGCCAAGGCCGCGCGCGAGGAAGAGGAGAAGGCGCGCAAGGCUCUCGAGGAGAAGCAGCGUCGUGUCGCCCGUGAGGCUCGCGGUGAGCCGGCCAAGAACGGUCUCGGACAAAGCAAGCCCCCAGCCUCCAACCCCUGGACAGAGGUGCCCUCUCGCGGCGCUGUCCAGCCUCCCAAGGCUGCUUCGUCUGGUCAGCUUCUCGACACCUUCGAGGCUCCCGCCCAAACCGCUACCAAGACCGCCGCCCCUACCAAUGGCGCUGCGAAGACCUCUGCCCCUCUCAACACCCUGCCCUCAGAGGAAGAGCAGAUGAGGCUUGCCAUGGAGGACUCUGCCUGGACCACCGUCCCCAAAGGCGGCAAACCCAAGCGCAAGACCGUGAACGAGGAGCUCGCUGAAGAGCUCAGCGAAGUCACCACCACCACGAAGCCACAACAGUCCGCCAAGCCAGUUCGACCAACUGAAGCCAUCAAGGAGAACAAGAACCCCAGCUCUCGCUACCAGAUCCUUGCCGAAGAGUUCAACCCCAAGACUGGCGACGAUGCCGAUGACUGGGCCGUCAUGUGAAGUUGGCAAACAUGACUCAGCCAACAGCUGGUCUCAGGACCUCGGGUACAUUUACGUACCCUGGACGACGACACACCUUUCGAUUUCU